Molecule: messenger RNA, 597 nt
Organism: Rosa rugosa (rugosa rose)
Lineage: Eukaryota; Viridiplantae; Streptophyta; Magnoliopsida; Rosales; Rosaceae
Product: dnaJ protein P58IPK homolog B-like
Exons: 1
Coding region: 1-597 (198 amino acids)
Source: RefSeq, a predicted model, not a curated record
AUGGCCAGCAGUAGCACUUACCCGUUUCCUCAUGAUCCCCUCGUUAACCUCGCCAAUAUGGCUGCUGUGAAGGCACGAGAUACUGCAGAAGCGUUUUUCAAGCUUCAAUACUUCGAGUUGGCGAUCAAGCAGGCUAUGGUAGCCAAACAAUUCGACCCGGAUUUGCAAGACGUCGAUCACUUCAUCCUAGCAUACCAGAUUCAUAAAGCUGUGUCAGAGAAGAAAGAUUGGUAUCAUGUUCUUGGCUUCCAACAGGUUACUGACUAUGUAACCAUCAAGAAACAAUACAAAGAAUUGGCGCGCUUUGUGCACCCAGACAAGAAUAGCUCUGCUGCUGCAGAAGGGGCUUUCAAGCAUGUCAAAGCGGCAUUGGACUUUCUCUCUGACUCUGCCAAAAAGAAGGCUUACGACAAGUUGUUAAGUACUGGGCAGUUUCAAGGGUCUAAGGUCAAGAACACUCGCAAGAGGGCUUGCCCACAGGCUAAGACCAGUAGAGAUGAUCGGGAUGUUUUCAAGAAGACUAUCAAGAUAAUGAGGAAAACGAACCCAGGUCAAAAGACAUGUUGUAUGAGGAUAUCUGUAUGUAGGGUUGCUUGA